UGAAAAUGAGAGAUGGAAUUAGGUUUAACGACAAACUAGAAAGCAUGAAAGGCAAGUUUAAUGGCAGCCAUCCCUGGAUCAAAAAGCUAAUAUUCGUUAUCAUUGUGUGAUCAAUCUACUUACUCAUUGAACUUUGGAGAAGAGAUCAGUACAAUGACAGAUAUGUCUGUCUUAUCAUCAGACUUAUCGGAUUCUCGAUAUCUUUAUUCACAAUCAGAGCAAUCCUCAUAGGAGGGAAUACCAGAAGACGUACCUUUGGAAAUGACAGGUUAGAGGUGCUGGGGGCUCUAGGAACAGUACUCAUCUGGUGAUUAUCAGUCCUUUUAAUUAUCGAUGCGGUCGGUCGAAUAAUGAACCCAAUCAAACUAGACUCUGCGAGUAUGAUGUUCACUGCCCUUCUUGGUUUAUUCUUUAAUUUCAUUAUGCUGAAAAUUUUGACAAUGCAGGAAACAGAAGCAGAUAACAAGCCAAGUCAGGAGCAACUCUCCUACGAGAUGCAAGACCUUGGCCUUGAAGGACUUGAAUUCAAUGGAGCCCCCAAAGUUGAAAACGAGAGUUUGGUUUUAAAAAUGCAUGAUAGCCUAGACCAGCAGCCCGAAAUGAGAGAGAGUAUAGGAAGUAAAUCAUUCUAUGUUGAUACAGAGUCACAAAAAGAUUCGGAAUUUGAGGAUAUUAAUACUCACAAGAACCAAAGUGGAGGUAAUUCUAAAGACUACCUCGGAGCAUUGAAAUCGAUCUUUAACAAAGACAAAAUGCCUAAACUUGAAUAUAAUGUUUCAGAUAGUUUAAAUGUACGUGCAGCUGCAGUGCAUGUCUUCAGUGACAUCAUACAAUCUCUCAAAAAUCUGACUGUAGCUAUCAGCAUCCAUUCUCUUCCGGAGGCGACUCUUAUUGAGCCGAUCUGUACUAUAGUAUUCUCUAUUUUGGGCUUAUUCACCACAUAUUUUAUCCUCAAAGACUGAAUCAAUAUUUUGAUGGAGGGAGUACCCAAGAACAUGUCUUAUAGAGAAGUAAAGACCUCUAUCGAAAGAAUCAAAGGCAUUAUAUCCGUCAAGACUCUUCAUGUGUGGUCUAUCACACCCAACAGGGCCUGUCUGACAGCUAAGAUCAUUGCUAGGGUCAAUACUCCAGUAGUGAUGCAAGCCCAUGAGAUCUGAAGGAAGAAGUUUGGCAUCCAAGAGUGAUUCAUAGAGGUGAACACCAUUUAGAUUUCAAUUUCUAGAAGAAA
Molecule: messenger RNA, 1228 nt
Organism: Moneuplotes crassus
Lineage: Eukaryota; Ciliophora; Spirotrichea; Euplotida; Euplotidae
Source: the annotation of a GenBank genome assembly